This is a messenger RNA of Aspergillus pseudotamarii, 2241 nucleotides long. Its product is annotated as type I glyceraldehyde-3-phosphate dehydrogenase. The transcript has 8 exons. The coding region runs from base 1 to 2241 and encodes 746 amino acids. Lineage: Eukaryota; Fungi; Ascomycota; Eurotiomycetes; Eurotiales; Aspergillaceae. The record is from RefSeq and is a predicted model, not a curated record. Gene Ontology annotation, molecular function: NAD binding; oxidoreductase activity, acting on the aldehyde or oxo group of donors, NAD or NADP as acceptor.
AUGGCUCCCUCCAUCAGCGACUUCCCUCACAGUGUGGCCUCCACCCAGCCUUCUAUCUGUCGGAACGUCUUACGUGCCUCCCUUACCAGAACAGACCUUCAGAUUGUUGCCAUCAACCACACCUGCACGACCGUGCAAGACCUCAUCUACCUCAUCCGAUAUGACUCCUGCAUGGGUAAACUAUCGGACGACAUCUCCAUCCACGCCGUAUCCGACACCCUGAUCACCAUCAACGGUCGCCAGAUUGUCCUCACCUCUGAACGUGACCUCCAGAAGCUCAACUGGAGCGCCGUCGGUGUGGACUAUGUUGUCGAAUGCACCGGCAAGUUCACCAAACGUGACCUGGCCCUGCAGCACGUUACCUACGGCCAGGCCAAGCGGGUCGUCAUUUCCGCUCCCAGCUCCGACUCCCCAACAUAUGUGUAUGGAGUCAACUCAGAUGAUUACAUGGCCGAUGAAGCCCGACGAGUAGUUUCUUGUGCCAGCUGUACCACAAACUGCGUGACUCCCGUGUUGAAGGUACUCCACGAGCAGUUCGGAAUCGUGCAGGGACUUCUGACUACGGUUCAUGCCGCAACCCAAUCACAGCAGGUUCUGGAUGGGUAUAGCAAGAAGAACCGUCGGCUGGGCCGCAGUGUCUUCGAUAACAUCAUCCCUACUACUACCGGUGCCGCAAAGGCCAUUGCCACUGUCCUGCCUGAGCUGACAGGCAAGGUAACUGGAGUGUCCAUCCGUGUACCAGCUCCCAACGUCUCCAUGAUCGACUUGACCGUGACCACAGAACAACCCACAUCGUUAGCGGAGAUAUUGGCCGCAUUCCGCCGCGCAGCCAAGUCCAGUCUUGCAGGUGUCCUAUAUGUCAGCGACGAGGAGCUUGUCAGUAGCGACUAUAAGGGAAACCCGAACAGCGCAGUCGUAGACGCCGCUGCUUGCACAGAAUUGAAUCCCCAGUUCUUCAAGAUCAUGGCGUGGCUACCGAACGAGUUGAUUUUCCUAGUUGGGAAAGACAUCAAGGACGAUGUGUCCACGAAACUAGCCCUGAGCCAGUGCUCUCGCCGACUUCAGUGGCUGUUUGACUCUUCUCUAGUCUAUUCAUCUCUCGACAUUUCCUCCAUAGGAACACAUGAAUUUGCACUCAUUCGGCACUUGUGGUGUCGUCCUGACUUGACACGUCUUGUUCAACAUGCUUAUUUGGGCUUCGCGUGGCGUUUCCGUCCGGAUUCCCGGUCCAUCACGGGGGCUUAUUGCUCGCAGCGGGAUUGGAUCAUUGACCAUAUCGUUGAUGAUAUAAGUGAAUCCGAAUAUGAGAAAAAGGCUUGGCUGGGAGCGCUACUCACUCGCUUAAAUAACCUGAAGAGCGUCACGCUGACCUAUGGAAAUAAUCAAGGGUUACUCAAUAGUAUCUGGGACAAAGCGGCCUUCCACCGACAACCAUUUAACAGGACCACUCCGUUCCCGCUAUUGGAAAAGGUCACACUCAAAGGCCAAUUCAGCUUGCUCCAAUAUAAUUCACCUAUUGCAAUGGGCUUGUUUCAUCUGCCAGCUAUUCGCACAAUCCAGGGCAAUGCCGCGCGAGUUCGUUCAGUCACUGAAAUUGUGUUAUCUCCGGCCUACAACUGCCAACGCAUGGGCGAUUGGAUCUCAGCGUGCAGCAGGCUCGAGCGUUUCCAGGUGGACAUUGGCAUAGUGUCUGGUACCCACACCUUUUAUAUCUUCGAUCCUAUCGCAUUCCGCCAGUGUCUUCACCCAUGUAAGGAAACUCUCAAAGCGCUUUCUCUCAGGUUUCACCGUUCAUACCGGGAAUUCCGUGCCUGGCAGAGGACUACGAGAAUAUAUCGUCAUUUCCAACGUGAUGAUCUUCCGUUCGGGUCCUUCAGAGAGUUCAUUGUUUUGGAACAGCUCUCCAUGCGCCAUGCCAAUCUCGUACGACUCCCAGAUGCAAACAUCAGGGAUAGCUUUGACGCUACCCCGCGAUCCCUGGUUGAUAUACUGCCCACGUCUCUCAAAUCUCUCGAGAUCACCAACGUUCUGCACAGAUAUCUCCCCAAUCUUAUCUCCGAAUUAGAGGUGUUAGUUAGACUGCACCCCACUGUCAUGCCUCAAUUUGAACGUAUCAUGCUUCAUUUGCAGGAUCAGGAAGGGGAACUGGCCAAGUUCUUGAUCGGCAACCUUGAACGGGUAUGUGAAUAUAUGGGCGUAAGCCUGACGAUCAUGAGACGGCCCAUCCAGUUCUUGGAUUGA